Messenger RNA from Microplitis demolitor, 3606 nucleotides. RefSeq lists its product as hypothetical. Gene Ontology annotation, biological process: viral transcription. Lineage: Eukaryota; Metazoa; Arthropoda; Insecta; Hymenoptera; Braconidae. The transcript is spliced from 5 exons. The coding region runs from base 319 to 2301 and encodes 660 amino acids. The record is from RefSeq and is a predicted model, not a curated record.
UAUCAUUUAAACGUAUUAUGUGACUACGUGACAUUCAUUGAUUUGUCUUAUCACACAUCUUUAUAGAAUAUGCGAUAGAAUAAUUGCUUAAUAAUAAAUUCAUAUUUAGUAAAAGGAACACAUAUGAUUUUGUCCUAUUGACUCGAUUGCUAAUAAAGACAAAUUUCCAAAGAUAAUAUCGUAAAAUUUAUUUGAAUACUCGAAAGAACAGUUGCCACGAAUACGUUGAUCUGAUUGUGACUAAAAUCGUCCGAAUGAAUAAAAAUAUUAUAUUGAUAUUAAGUUGUAUGUAAAGUUAUUAAUUGUAAUCAAAACGCUAUGGCCGAAUUAUAUGAUACAGAAAAACAACUUCUACCAAUGGUUGAUCCGCACUUUUAUACAAUAAAAUAUAAAGUUAAUGCAGUUAAUACUCACAAUACUUUGACAAUUAGUUACGAUAAAUUUGUUAAAAUAUUUCAAGAAAGUAAAAAUGGAAGCUUUUAUUUAUGUAUUAUAUGUCAUAUAUCGUCUAAAAGACAAUGCAUAUAUUGUACGCCUUUUCUACAGUAUCCUCGAACGUUUAUAUUAGAAACACCAAAAAGAUUUUAUUGCAUGCCACAACCAAGUCUGUACACGAAAAAAAAUCACUCAUAUUUUCAGUCGAUUAUUUGGUUUAUUCACAAGGUACAUAACAACGAGAUUAACAACAUAGCCGUACCUCAUAAUUUACAAUACCCGCAACGUUUAAUUUAUCGUCAAGCUCCACUUUUUCGAAUUCCUAAGCACAUCAUUGACAUGGAACAUUUGAAAUACUACCAGUUUAUCAACGACAAAUUUAAAGGAGGAUCUCUCAUGCAGCAAAAGUCUGGCAAAUUGAGUUAUAUGCGCACACGUAUCUUAGGUGUUAAUGCUUCAGGCAUCAGGAUGACGCUGACUAUUGACAAUAGUCUUGGUCCUAAUGACGUCAGUAUUCCCCAGCACAUGUUGGAUUCUUUGGACUUGGCUUGCCCAUACGUCAUCAUCAAUCGCGAUCCAUCAAUCAAUGAUUGUGCUAUUUAUUCCUGUGAACUACUAGGAUAUGAAAACAAAAAUGACAAUACGAUACACGUUAAUCCGUUCGUUUUAGAAGGAUUGCACGCUGAUCAAGAUGGUGACGAUUUAAAUGUUUACUAUUUGAAGCAUGAGAAUGAAGUUCCGAGUUUAAUAAUGCUCCGAGCUAUCACAGAACUACUGCAGUUUUCUUGGAAAUAUGGACGUCGUCGAAAUAUAUGUAACCAAAGUCGCUUUUCCCUGGGUCAAUAUCACUUGUUAUUGCUUCAAGUUUAUGAUAAAUACUUUCAAAGUAAAUCAAAAAUAUGGAAAACUUUAUCUUCUCAGUACAACACUACACCUAAGAGAGCAAAUGUUCUUAUGCAACUUGGAUGUACAAUUUGGCGCGAUGAAGUCGAUGAAUUUCUAGAACAGCUUAGAGUUUUUGGUAUCCGAAUUCGAUUACCUCUCAUAACAUUUAGAGAAAUGAUCAAUGGAUCUGGUAUGCUGCUAAGUGUUAUUGAAUCUGGCGCUAAAGGAUCUAUGGAUCACGUUAAAAUGUUUACGGAUAUACUGCAAGAGCGUGUCGAAAUUGGUGGAGCGGAAUAUGUUAAUAAUUUACGUGAAAGUUUUAAUAAUUAUGUUAAUGCCAGCAAGAGUAUAUCGCUAUUGGGUCAGCAAUUAUUUAUUCUACUCUCAAUUUUUCAACCACUUUAUUUGCUACGAAAUGACAUAUACAUGAAAAACGAUACUAGAAUUAUUUGUAAUGUCUCAAAAUGUCCUCUGUUCAAUUUAUGGAUUUAUCAAAUCGAAGCUAUAACUCUUGUUUUCGAAGAACUACUCAAGAAUUGCGAAAGCGAUGAAAUGGAAAGCGUUGUAACAGAAAAUAUAUAUGAUGAUAACGAAGUCAAAUUAGCAAAUGAUGUGAUUGAUAGGCCAGGGAAAAAAUUAUUAGACGAAAACUAUAACAUAUCGAUAGAUCAAGCUGAAGUACGAUACUUUGAUUCAAACUGCCGCUGUGUUGAAGUCGGCAAUGUGUCGAAUUUUAUAGCUCCACGGCCCCGCAAUGUUCUCUAUUCUAUUCGUGGGAAUUAUGUCAGCCCAAAUUUGAAUACUGCAACUGUUUUACCAAUGUUAUACGGACGACUUUUUGACUAUAUCUCCGAAAUUAAUAGUAGCGAUGAGUUACAAGAGUAUCUGAUAAACGAUUCAUUAAAAAUUAUUCCGAUUCUUGCAAAAUUGCCUGAUAAUUACAAGAAAAGUGGAUUUAGAUUCGUCCGAAUAUUGAACUGAAUGUUUAUUAAAUUUUAGAAGUAAAUCGAAAUUUGAUUCAAAGUUCAUCUACUUUAGCUCUAUGUUAUGUUCGUGUUAAAAUUUCAUCAAUUUGAGCAAAAAAGUUAAUAUUUGGCAUUCCUGUAAGUUGACAACUGGGCGCCAACUUUCUAAACAGGGUUGAAGGCAAAAAUUGUCAUUCCAUGUCUACAAUUUUUCCAAAAAAUUGGCAACAGGUUUCGACAGUAGAUCGUCAGUUUUUUUGGAAAAGUUGACAACUUGUCAUCAGUUAUAAAGGCUCAAAUUAUCGUCAACUUGAUCGCAACUAAUUGACACCAAAUUUCUGAUCAAAAAAUCCGGCUGUCAGAAUAUUUGAAAUUGAUUGUUUUAUAUUCUAUCAAAGUAUUUUUGAAUUUAAAAGUUUUACAUAUUUUCGAUAGAUGGCGGCAAAACGCUUAUUCUGAAAUUGUAAAUGUAUACGUAUACAGUCAAAUAUAGACUGUCUGAGCCUGGUUCCGCCUUUUCUGUUUUCUCUUUUCUAUGUAUAUACAAAUGUGUAUUUAUGUCUUGAAAUACAACACAAUCAAACUAGUAUAAUUUUUAUGUUGUUGUUUAGUUUUUUGUAACCUAUAUAUAGCAACAAUCCUAAUUUAAUUUUGAAAAUAGUAAUUAUUAAAGUAUUUAGUACACAGAAAGCAUCAAAGGAUAAAAAAACACCCGAAAAAGAAAUUUCAGUCAAGGAAUGCUCAGCUAACCAUAAAAAAACCGAAAUCAAUUUUUUUUUACUGCAAUGUUGUCGAAUGUUAAUAACUAUUGCUGUUUCAAUUUCAAAAGUGGAGCAUUGAUGCUUGGGAUUCUCGAAAUAGUGCUUACAACAUGUAUUAUUAUUGUAGUUGGUAUUGAUAUAGCUAAUCAAGAAGCUUUUAGUACCUCUAUUGCAUCUUCAUGUUCGCGGUCGAUGCUAAUAACGAGUCCGGGAUUAUUAUAUUUAUAUAUUCCUAUAUGUUUUCUUUCAUUAUUGUUAUCUAGUUUAAUGAUUUGGGGUUCGGUAAAGAACAAUUUCAAAUUUGUGAUGCCUUAUAUUUAUUAUCGAGUUAUUAUUUUAAUGCCUUAUUACCUUCAAUAUUUUUAUAACGCCAUUAGAAUUUUUGUUACGGACAACUGUAACCCUGAGAGCGGCAUUUUGAGACUUAUAUUCGGAUUAAGUGGAAUGGCACUGGGUGUUCAUUUCUGCAUAUUAAUUUAUAAUCAUAGUAAAGAAAUUAGAAAUGAAAAACUAAACAAUGCAAAUAAAUCAAUGUAUUAAGCUAAUAAAUUAAUGUUUUU